This is a messenger RNA of Pimephales promelas (fathead minnow), 8828 nucleotides long. Lineage: Eukaryota; Metazoa; Chordata; Actinopteri; Cypriniformes; Leuciscidae. The record is from RefSeq and is a predicted model, not a curated record.
AUGGAGCGCUCCGAGCAACAAGUCCUGAGAGCAACGACAACCGGACCCACCAGCAUCAGAUUAAGCUGGAACCUCAUACAGGCCGCCAGAGGCUACCGACUGGAAUGGAAAGCCGGAGAGAGAGGCAGAGUUCAGAAGCAAGAUUUCCCACAAAGCACCACCAACUAUGAGCUCAGAAAUCUGCAGCCGAGCACCGAGUACAUCAUAACUCUGUUUACACUCUACGAUGGGCGAGAGGAAGCCACUUUCUUUUCAACCAAAUCAACAGUAGAGCAGUCAGUCGGUCGUGUCACAAACCUGAGGGUGGUGGAUUCCAUUGGAAACAUUAUACGAAUAGGAUGGACAGGAGUCGCUGGGGCAACGCAGUACAACAUCAUCAUACUUAAUACGGAAUCAAACACAGAGGUGAACAGAAGACUUCCUGGGAAUCAGUCCACUUUUGACCUACGGGACCUCAUUGACGGUGUGCGCUACGCUGUCAGUGUGACGGCACUAGUUGGAUCCAAUGAAGGGGAACCAGCAACAGUGUACAUUAAAACAGAACCACCACUGAGGGUGACCAACUUGCGGGUAGUUGGCAGCAACAGUCGACGAGUCAGGAUUGCAUGGAGUGGUGUUACUGGGGCGACAGGUUUCCGGGUUACCUGGAGACAAAGCAAUACUCCAGAGGAAUUCCGUGUCUUAGGUGGCGAUAUCACUACCUACACUAUAGAUGGGCUGCAGCCAGAUGAUUCUGUUGUUGUGGGUGUUGCUCCAGUGAUUGAUGGGAAAACUGGAGAAGUGGUUUCUGUGUCUACUAGAACCAGUGGUUCUACUGGAAUAGUCACAGGGCUACGAGUCGUUGAAGCAACAUCCACAAGGAUACUAAUAACCUGGACUCUGGUGAAUAGAGCAACAGGCUAUAAAAUCACCUGGCGGCGUAGUGAUGGAGUGGAAGACUCUGAGAAUGUGCGCGCUGAUGUGGCUUCCUAUGCCAUUGAUAGACUCCAGGAAGCUGCAUCCUACCAAGUAUUAGUCUCCGCCCUUUUUAACUCACGAGAAGGACCUGCUGCCACUGUGACUGCAAGGACAGAUCAGACCAUAGUGGGUCGCGUCACCAAUUUACAGGUGCUGGAGGCCCAAGGGGAGGUUGUUCGAGUCAGCUGGGUUGGAGUUCAAAAUGCGACAUCAUACAGAAUUCUCUGGAAGAGGACAGAUGGUGAAGAGGAGCAGAGUCAGCUGGUUGGUGGGAACGUAACAUCAGUGGACCUGAGGCAAUUGGAUGAAGGAGCACAGUACGAGGUUAAGGUUUUGGCACUAGUCCGGAACAGAGAGGGCCCACCUGUCUCUGUCAGAGUCACCACGGGGGGACAGAGGGUGACAAGAGUAGAGGGUUUGCGUGUUUUGGAUUCGACCCCAGGGGGGCUCCGUAUAACCUGGAGAGCAGUGAGUGGAGCCAGCUCAUAUCAAAUCUAUUGGAGGUCUUCACAAGGUGAGCCUGAAUCAAGUCGUCUGAUUAGUGGUGAUGCAACUUCGUAUACCCUUGAUGGACUGCGUCCUGGUCUAAGCUACACUAUAAGGUUGUCUGCUGUGGUGAACAGUGAAGAGACUGAAGCUACCUCUAUCAGAGCAACCACUGAUGCCCUACCACCCGUGACUGGUUUGAGUGUGACAGACAGUACUGAGAAUUCAGUCCUUUUAGGCUGGUCACCAGUAAUUGGAGCUACAGGCUAUAUUUUACGCUGGACAGAGGAAGAGGACACAGGAACGGGUCAGUCUGAAACGCUGCCCGGAACAGCCACCUCGUACCGUGUGAUCGGUCUACGACUGGGCCGUCUUUACCGUUUCACUGUGCAACCCACCUUCCAAAACCAGGUUGGACCUGAGACCACCGUGGAGGAACGAACAGUGUGUGUUGGAGGCCGUUUGGAUGUGGUCUUCCUUGUUCCUGCGUCUCGUGAUCGCUCUGGCCUGGGAGCACGUGUGUUGCCUCUGUUAGCUAGUUCUGCUAGAUCCUUCACCUCCAUCGGUCCCAGAGACUCUCAGAUGGGGGUGGUGAUGUACAGUGAAGAUUCAAAAGUGCGCUUCCUCCUCAAUCGUCAUAGCAACAGUGAGACCCUUCUGCGGGAUAUUUUGUCCAUCCCAUUCAAUGACAGACCAGGAAAUAAUAUAGGCCGGGCAAUGACAUACGCGCGUCAGUUUUUGCUAAGCACUCCAGCAGGUCGAAGGUCUGGCAUUCCUGGGGUGGUUGUUAUUAUCGCUGACGAGAAGUCAACCGAUGAUCUUAGCAAACCUGCUGCCACUGUUAGAGCUGAUGGUGUGACGGUGUUGGCGGUAGGAAUUGGACGUGCAGACCCUACAGAGCUGCGUUUGGCAGUGACUGAUGGCAGCACUCAGAAUCUGAUCUUUGCUCAAGACACAAAUCAACUCUAUGGUCUCCACCCCGACCUGGCAGACCUCCUCUGUGGCCUUGCACGGGGGACCGGUGUCACGACAGGGCCUUGUACUGUAGAGUGCCCCAGAGGUGCUAAAGGGGAACAGGGUCAGAAGGGUGAAAGAGGCAGAGAUGGGGUAGAUGGAAGGAAAGGCGAGCCUGGUCGUGAUGGUUUACCGGGUCGUGAGGGCCCCAGAGGACCAGAGGGGCCACCAGGUCAACCAGGCAGUGGUCUGGGAGUGAGAGGAGAGAAAGGCGAGAGAGGUUUUCCAGGAUUGGACGGCAGUCCAGGUGUUCCAGGUCGUUCUGGUGCAGUUGGACUACCAGGCAGUCAGGGAUUACCAGGUGUUAGAGGAGACCCUGGAGAACCAGGUCUUGUGGGGCCUCUGGGAUUGAAGGGAGAGAAAGGUGAAAGGGGGGAAUCUGGAUCUGCUGUUGGAGGAGGUUUACCAGGCCGUAAAGGAGAGCCAGGAAUCCCAGGGAUCUCUGGCACUCCUGGUCGCCCAGGUGUGGAUGGGGCAAAAGGAGAGGCAGGUCCACGAGGUCUGCCUGGACAGGAUGGUCGCCCUGGGUUGUCAGGCUCUCCAGGGCUUUCUAUUAAGGGUGACAAAGGCAGCCCUGGUGACAGGGGUCCUCCCGGAGUGGGCAGUGGGGUUGCUGCUAAAGGAGAUGCCGGUGAACCCGGAAGUACUGGACCGCCUGGUCCACAGGGCCCACGAGGACUGACUGGACAAAAAGGAGCUAAAGGAGAAACUGGAGAGAGUACUGAGGGUAAACCAGGACCCCAAGGAAACACCGGAGACCCUGGCGAUCGGGGUCCCCGGGGACCUCCGGGUGAAAUCGGAAGUAAGGGUGACCGAGGACAGACUGGAGCUCCUGGUUUAGAUGGAGCCAAGGGUGACCGAGGACUUUCAGGUCCAGCAGGAGAAAAGGGAGAUAAAGGUUUACCAGGCCCCGCUGGACCUCAAGGACUGAGGGGUUUGCCAGGGAGCAAUGGCCUUCCUGGAGAGAAGGGCACAGAGGGUGCAAAAGGGGAACCCGGAAGCAGUCAGGGUCCAGGUUCAUUUGGGAGAAAAGGAGAGCGGGGUGAAAGGGGCUUUGCAGGUCCUGAUGGUGUUAAAGGUGAUAAAGGAGAUGCAGGACUAAAAGGGGAAAGGGGUGCCCCUGGAGCAGGAGAGCCCGGCCAACCCGGACCUAAAGGGGACCAGGGCGAUCGGGGUCUCGCUGGAUUGUCUGGAAAACCCGGUGCGAAGGGCAGUCAAGGUGACUCAGGGGAGAGAGGGGAGGCGGGCAAUCCUGGUUCGCAGGGCCCCAUGGGCCCCAGAGGGAAAGAUGGACUAAAAGGAGACAAAGGAGAAGAUGGUAUUUCAGGAGAAUCAGGGUUGCCAGGUAAACCAGGGGAGAGAGGUCUAAGAGGAAUAACAGGUCAACCAGGUCAACCUGGGCCAAAAGGAGACACGGGUGAUCCGGGGGAAGAUGGACGAAAUGGUACCCCAGGCCCCAGCGGACUAAGAGGCCAAAAGGGCGAGCAGGGAAUACAAGGUCCCCCUGGGCCGUCUGGAGAUGUGACAACUGGAGAGAAACAGCUAAAAGGUGACAGAGGAGAAAAGGGAGAGGCAGGUGACCCAGGGGAGCAUGGGGCUAAAGGUCAAAAGGGUGAAGGAGGAGCUCCAGGCCCUGCAGGACCAAGCGGACCUGAGGGGCAGCGUGGUCUACCAGGAGCCAGAGGUGACCCAGGUGAUAGGGGCAGUCCAGGAGAGAAGGGAGAAAGAGGAGUGGCUGGAUUGGAUGGACGACCCGGGCAGGAUGGGAAACCUAGUCUUCCUGGAGCUCCCGGAUUACGGGGUGACCCAGGAAAACAAGGAGAUCCUGGGCGAGAUGGAUUGCCAGGACUAAGAGGGCCUCAGGGGCCUUCAGGACCACCUGGUCCCCCAGGAACUGAUGGCACACCUGGUAAAGCAGGGGAGGAUGGGAAACCAGGACUGCCUGGAAAAGCUGGUGAGGACGGCGUGCCAGGAGAGGAUGGUCGAAAGGGAGACAAAGGAGAGCAGGGGGCCGCGGGAAGAGACGGUCGGGAUGGGAUAAAAGGUGAUCAGGGUAUUGGAGGACUUAUUGGCCCGCAAGGUCCCAUUGGACCCCCCGGAGUUCCUGGAAACGUCGGACCACCAGGACCUGUGGUCUAUGUUAAAGGGGAGCCGGCAGUGCCUAUUCCAGGGCCGCAGGGUCCUCCAGGAACCCCUGGUGUACCUGGAGUUCCAGGAGUUGCUGGAGCAAGAGGGGAAAGAGGUCUAACAGGCUUGAAAGGAGACGUGGGUGAUCCAGGAGAGGAUGGCAAACCAGGAACUGUAGCAGAUGUGAAGAGAGCGUUCUCAGAAUUUGGCAUUGAGAUCCGAGAACUGAAACUAUUAGUUGAUGACCGAAGCAAUCUGAUAUCAAAGAUGCCACUGGCGGAGGGAAAGAAGGGCGAUAAAGGAGAGGUCGGACCUAGAGGCCCUGCGGGUGCAGAUGGUGCACGAGGUGUUCCAGGUGAGCGAGGUAUGAAAGGAGAGCAUGGCGAGAAUGGGCCACCUGGCCCACAGGGUCCUCCAGGCAGGGCAAUUGGAGAGAGAGGCCCAGAGGGUCCGCCAGGACAGGCAGGUGAACCCGGAAAGCCAGGAAUACCAGGAGUACCAGGACGAGCCGGUGAGCUUGGAGAAGCCGGCAGACAUGGGGACAAGGGAGAGAAAGGGGAUAAAGGAGACAGGGGGCAAAGUGGUCCGGCUGGAUUGCCUGGCCUAGUAGGGCCUCCAGGACCAAAGGGCGAUUCUGCCACCACUCAGAGUGGUUUGCCUGGUCCAAGGGGUCUACCAGGCCCCCAAGGUAUCAGAGGUGAGCCUGGUGCGGUAGGGCCUCCAGGAUCUAUGGGAGAGCGGGGCUACACAGGUGCUCGUGGUGAGAAAGGAGACAAAGGAGUCAGUGGAGAGCGUGGACAAGAUGGCUCCCCGGGAAAUCAAGGAGAUCCAGGAAAACAAGGACAGGAUGGGAAACCGGGCUUGCCUGGGUUCCCAGGAGUGCUGGGCAGACCGGGGAAUCCAGGAGAACCAGGAAUAAGAGGACCAACUGGUCCGAUGGGUGGAAAUGGACCCCCAGGGGCUCCUGGUGUGAAGGGUGACCAAGGAGAACCAGGCAUUGGAGUUCAAGGCCCUCCUGGACCUCAGGGCAACAGAGGGUUACCUGGACCUGCAGGCACUCCUGGAGCCAUAGGGCCACAAGGACCCCCAGGGCUUCCAGGACAAGUGGGAGAGGGGGGCAAGCCUGGUGUCCCAGGGAGAGAUGGUGUUCCAGGGAAAGAGGGCCUGCCAGGAUUACCUGGGAAACAGGGUAUUGCUGGACCCAUUGGCCCCCCAGGACUUAAAGGAGAGCAAGGUGACAGCGGUCCACCAGGAAAGUCUGUCACCGGACCCCCUGGAAUGAAGGGUGAGAUGGGACCUCCUGGUCAGACAUUGCCAGGCACUAUUGGAGAAAGAGGCCUUCCUGGAUUAUCAGGCCCAAAGGGAGACAAGGGGCCAGCGGGGAUAAAAGGAGAAAGAGGGGCUGCGGGUGAUCCUGGAGAACCUGGGGAAAAUGGAAUGAGAGGCCCACAAGGGCCCAAAGGAUUCAAAGGUGAGGCAGGCGUGGGGAUGCCUGGGCCUCCUGGACAACUUGGACCCAUCGGCUUAAAGGGUGACCCUGGCUUGCCAGGUCCUCCAGGCCCUCCUGGACCACGUGGAUUGGAUGGGACACCAGGACUGGCAGGACAGAGAGGUGAAGCAGGUCAGCCAGGACCCCCUGGACCACAAGGAGAGAGGGGUCUACAAGGAUUUAUAGGCAAAACAGGAAACCCAGGAACAUCUGGAGCUGAUGGACAACCAGGACCCACUGGUACUGCGGGCCUUCCAGGACUCAAGGGCGAUAAGGGUGAAAUUGGAGUUGGAGUGCCAGGUCUAAGAGGAGAGCGAGGAGACCUCGGGCCUCGGGGAGAAGAAGGUCGGCCUGGAACAGAUGGAGAGAGAGGCCCUACUGGUCCUUCUGGCAGCAAAGGGAACAGAGGAGAUAAGGGCGAGCAAGGUCCUUCUGGAAUUAAAGGCGAAAAGGGAGAUACUCUGCUGGUGGGAGGGCCUCCAGGAGACAAAGGAGUAAAAGGAGAAACUGGGGAGCGAGGACCUAAAGGUGGACAGGGUGAAAAGGGUGCAAAAGGACAGGAAGGACCACCAGGAGAACAGGGUCUGAGAGGUGAGCCAGGAGAGAGAGGUUCCACUGGUUUCCAAGGAGCCCGUGGUCCUGGCGGUCAGAAGGGAGAAGCAGGGCAGCCAGGUGUCCCAGGUGAAGCGGGAACACCUGGUAAAGAUGGUCUGCCUGGCAUGAGAGGAGAGAAGGGAGAGGUUGGGCACCUAGGUCUCAGAGGCCUCAAGGGAGAACGAGGCUCCAAGGGGCUAUGUGGACCAAGCGGACAAAAGGGAGACAAGGGAGAUGCUGGGAUUAAUGGUAGACCAGGAUUGCCAGGGAGGAAAGGAGAGCAGGGUGAAGUCGGGUCUCAAGGUCCCACAGGAAGUCCAGGGAAGGAGGGGCUCAUUGGCGCCAAGGGUGACAGAGGCUUUGAUGGAGUUUUGGGGCCAAAGGGAACACAAGGAGACAAAGGCGAACGGGGCGCAUCUGGUAUCCCAGGCCCUCCUGGUCCGAGAGGUGUGGAUGGACCCUCCGGUCUAACAGGCCCUCAAGGACCUGCUGGAGGUAAAGGUCCAGAGGGUCUGCAAGGACAAAAGGGAGAAAGAGGUCCUGCAGGCCCGGCUAUGGUUGGUCCACGUGGCAUACCAGGGAUCCCAGGAGAGAGAGGAGAACAGGGUGAGAUGGGCUCUGAUGGACCUAAAGGAGACAGAGGAGAACCAGGCAUGACGGAGGAUGAAAUUCGGGGUUAUGUUCGAACUGAGAUGAACCUGCAUUGUGCUUGUGGAGGUGUUCAGGACGUUCAGAUACCUGUAGGAGUGCAGACUUACCGAAGUAGCUCCUCCACGUCCCCUGGGCGCUCACUAACCCGAGGGGACGAGGAGGGUCCAAAGCUGCGUGUGGUGAUGAACACAAAUGAUCCAGACUAUGAGCACAUUUACUCUAUAGAGACCUAUGAUGAUGACGCUCCAGUGGUGGAGAUUUCUGACUAUGACACCACUGUUAAUAAAAGCCAGAGUCAAACAGUCUCUGUUGAUUCAUUAAAAGCUGAAAGGACAAAAAGAGAGGUGAAAAGUGAAGACUCUUGCAUCUUGCCCAUGGAAGAGGGUGACUGUUCCCGGUUUACUCUGCGCUGGUACUUUAAUUCUCAGGUGGGCGCCUGUAGACCUUUUAUCUACAGCGGCUGUGGAGGGAACGCUAAUCGCUAUUUACAGAAGGAAGAGUGUGAGAAACUCUGUCUGCAACAGUAAAAAGAGUUGUGUUUUAGUUUGAAGACAAGAGCUGACUGUAAAUGGAUCUCUAACUCAUCAACAAUAUAAAAACCUAAACCUCAGUGUUGAACUCUGCCAUCAUGCACAAGAGAUUGAGGUAAAGACUGAUGUCAACACCUUUUCCUCAAUGGGACAAGCAAAUUUUAAAUAUUGAUCAGAUCUUAAAGAUCUUUUUCUUGUUUAUUUAUUUUGUGUCUGUUGAGCUGCCAAACAACUGUUAAUCUUGCUGCCAGUCUAGAUUCAUCUAGUCAUAUUGUACUGCAGACAAAGGUAAAAUAGAAACAUUGUUUAUAACAUAACAUACUGUCCAUGUACGGAUCCACAAAAACAUUUAGGUAAAUAAGUUUAUACGCAAAUAUACAUGUACGUUAGUCGCAGCAUACCACAUUAUCUUUCAAUUUUCACUUAAUCCUUGAUGCCAAAAUAUUUACACCCACUGACAUUUUCUCAGGUGCUAAAAACAGAAACGAGAAUACAGUGUAAUAUUCCAGUUCUUAAAGAAUUGAUCUUAGACUCGUUCUUAGAAUAAAUCUAUGCUGUACAAAAUUGUACUGUACAUGUAGAUCUGUAUUUGUAUCUGUUUGAAAAGGAGAAUGAAUGUUCUUUCAUUAUCAGAUGUUGCAUGUUUACUUGGACAAAUGGUGUUAUUUUUAAAGAUAUUUUUAUAUUGCUGAUUGAUUUUUAUUGUUUUUCAUGUAUUCUAUUAAUUAUAUUCAGUAUUUGUGUUCCAUUUUAGUAUAUGGAUUACACUUCUACAGACCUGUUCAUUUAAAGUGAUGGAGCAGUUUACAUUUUUAUUUGCACAAGACUGUCUGUCUGCCAGUUUUAAUGGCACAUAAAAAUUUUCCAGGUAUACAUUCAUACACUGUAAAGUGAUCAGACUUUUCUUCUUGUUCAACAUUUGCUUGGAAUAAACGUCAAUAUUUAAAGGGGAAAAUAAACAUGAGACUAGACAAAAUGUU